UUCUCUUUCUCCAGUCUCACUCGGUUUCAUUUCCAUCGCCAUUCAGAGGAGAGGCAUAGACCCCUCUGCAGUUCUGUGCCUGCCCGAGAGUUCGGAGGCUCCUGUGGCUCAGAAAUAGAGCGUCUACUAGGGUCUAAUUUUCUCCCUUUGCGUGGAUUUUCCGACUUGUUUGGUUUUUGCACCUACGCCAGACGAUGUUCAACGCCGACUCUUCCUGUAGUAACUGCGUUUCUGAACACAUUGACUCCGAAGUUCUAUGUGGCAUUAACAGGAACGUCUUCUCUCAUAUCAGGACUCAUAUUAAUAUUUGAGUGGUGGUAUUUUCGAAAGUACGGCACAUCAUUCAUUGAGCAAGUCUCCGUGAGCCACUUGCGGCCACUGCUUGGCGCGGUGGAUAAUAAUUUGCCUUCGGUUAAUUUUACUGCCAGCAAUGGAGAAGCUGAAUCGAACAGGCAAAAUGUGUCAGAAUGUAAGGUGUGGCGAAACCCACUGAAUCUCUUCAGGGGAGCAGAGUACAGCAGGUACACAUGGGUCACAGGGAGAGAGCCCCUGACAUAUUAUGACAUGAAUCUGUCCGCACAGGAUCAUCAAACAUUUUUCACAUGUGACACAGAUCAUGUCAGACCUGCAGAUGCUGUGAUGCAGAAAGCCUGGCGGGAGAGACAUGCUCAAGCAAGAAUGAAGGCAGCAUACCAAGCUUUAGAAUUAAACAAUGAGUGUGCAACAGCAUACGUUCUCUUAGCUGAGGAAGAGACCACCACAAUUCUGGAAGCUGAGAAGUUAUUUAAACAGGCACUGAAAGCAGGCGAGGUGUGCUAUAGGAGGAGUCAGCAGCUUCAGCACCACGGUCCACAACAGGAAGCACAACACAGACGAGACACAAAUGUAUUAGUUUAUAUAAAACGAAGGCUUGCAAUGUGUGCAAGAAAACUGGGGCGAAUACGAGAAGCAGUAAAACUGAUGAGAGACUUGAUGAAAGAGUUUCCACUCCUUAGUAUGCUGAAUAUUCAUGAAAACUUGUUAGAGGCUCUGUUGGAGUUACAAGCUUAUGCUGAUGUACAAGUGGUCUUGGCCAAAUAUGAUGAUAUCAGCUUGCCAAAAUCAGCGACGAUAUGCUACACAGCUGCAUUGCUGAAAGCGCGUGCUGUAUCAGACAAGUUCUCCCCAGAGGCAGCCUCCCGGCGAGGGCUCAGUACGGCAGAAAUGAAUGCUGUGGAAGCAAUACACAGAGCAGUAGAGUUCAAUCCACAUGUGCCAAAGUAUUUACUAGAAAUGAAAAGUUUAAUUUUACCACCAGAACACAUUCUGAAGCGGGGAGACAGUGAAGCAAUAGCAUAUGCUUUCUUUCACCUUCAACACUGGAAGAGGGUAGAGGGGGCCCUUAACCUAUUGCACUGUACGUGGGAAGGCACUUUUCGAAUGAUCCCCUAUCCUUUGGAGAAAGGUCAUCUUUUCUAUCCAUAUCCCAGCUGCACAGAAACAGCAGAUCGAGAGUUACUACCAUCUUUCCAUGAAGUGUCAGUUUAUCCGAAGAAAGAGCUCCCAUUCUUCAUCUUGUUCACAGCUGGACUGUGUUCGUUUACUGCGAUGCUGGCACUCCUCACACAUCAGUUUCCAGAACUCAUGGGAGUUUUUGCUAAGGCUUUCUUCAGCACACUGUUUGCACCCUUCAACUUUGUGAUGGAGAAGAUUGAGAGUGUCUUACCCUCUAGCUUCUGGCACCUGCUGACCCGAAUCUGACACAAAUGGUUCACAGAAAACAGACCCAACACUCUUUCUAUCCCUAUCCCCCCCUCCAACCCCUUUCCAGGAUCUGUCAGUGUAGAACAAAACACUGCCCAGACGAUUGAAGUGAGGGAGGGAAAGGCUGAGGGGAACACCACUACUGCAAGUCGGAGACACUGUCGCUGCUGCCAAGUCUGGGUGUUUUAACCUUGUAACAAAGAACUGAGGAAUUUAUUUCAAUUUCUCUUCGUUAGAUGGAGAAACAGACAAAAAAAUCAAAAGGGAAAAAAUAAAGUUAAAUUUUGUGCAUUGUUUGUGUAGCUCAACGUCCUUUUUAUUUCCAUUCACAAACCUUGCCUGUGCUCGCUCAGAAGAUCAUGCCAUGCAGAAGAUUAUUCAACUCAACGCACCUGCCCAGAGAAUUCCAAUUGUUCCCAAUCAUUGUGCUCAUUUUGUUGUUAAAUGGGUUGAGUAUUGUCCACUCAUCUACUCCAUCUGGUUGUUUGUUCUGUAAGUUGGUCACUCAUUGGUUCUUGUCCUACUUCAGUCUGUUCCCUUGACUCGUACCCACAGUCAUGUUUAACAUUUCUCAUGCCUUCAGCAAUAUUGCUGACUUCUCUACUGGGGGCUUAGUUGAUUCCAAUGGUAACUUUUUCUAAAAGAAUUGUCAAAAUGGAUAGAAAACAUUGCAAGGCUUUGGGGGAGGAAGAAGGCACUGGGACUAAUUUGGGAAUCUGGAUAUCCUCUUUUUGUAAAUUAUAUGGUCAAACACCCAAGCCUACUUUCAUAGCACCGAUCUUACAAGGACCAGUCUCACUCUUGCUCUAGAUAUGCAGUUGUUCAUGAUUGAUAUUGAUUGGUGAUAUGUCGCUACCUGGCUGAGAUUUACAUUAAAACAUACUGUGAAUGUUC
This is a messenger RNA of Hemiscyllium ocellatum (epaulette shark), 2637 nucleotides long. RefSeq names its product suppressor of tumorigenicity 7 protein homolog. Lineage: Eukaryota; Metazoa; Chordata; Chondrichthyes; Orectolobiformes; Hemiscylliidae. The transcript is spliced from 15 exons. The record is from RefSeq and is a predicted model, not a curated record. Bases 565 to 1740 code for a protein of 391 amino acids.